AUGCAGGCAACGAAAGCGAACCCGACUGCAGACUGGGAGCAACUCGGGGUGAAGUUCUACCGCAAGACUCAGCUCUAUACCGCCAUAUUCGACCAGGAUGUGGACCUGGACACCUAUUUCGUCGCCGGGGCCCCAUAUGGCGGAGCUAUAGCAAUAUGUCGGGAUGAGACCAAGCUCAUGGCCUAUCGGGCCGCCAAGACCACAAAACCCAGCAUCGACAUUUACAGCUGUGCCGGAAAGCUGCUGAAAAGCAUAGCCUGGGACAAGGGCUCCAUCAAGGGUCUGGGCUGGUCUGAGGACGAGAAGUUGCUGGUCGUGAGCCGUGACGGCACCGUACGCUGUUACUAUGACCUUCAGGGGGACUUCACCCAGUUCUCUCUUGGUCGCGAGGCUGAGGACUUCGGCGUGCAUUCGUGCCGCUUCUAUGACCAUGGAAUGGUUGCCCUACUCGGCAACAAUGUCCUCAUAUCUGUCUCCUCGUAUGACGAACCGCGCCCGAAGGCACUAGCCACAGCACCAGAAGGAGAAGUCCAUGCCUGGACCAUUGUUGCGCCCAGCUUUACCCUCUCACGCUCCGUAGAGGUGCUUCUGAGUAUAGGCAGGACGAUAUAUGUAGUGGAUGCGACCGACUGCGAAGAUCGCUUUCUCGAUAUCGGUCCAUUUACCUACAUCAGCAUGUCGCCCAACGGCAAGUUUACCGCACUUUAUACAGCAGAUGGCAAAGCCCAUGUCAUCACUGCCGACUUCCAGAACAGGCUGAGCGAAUACAAUUCACGAUCUCAGAUCAAGCCUCAGUAUCUUCAAUGGUGUGGCAAUGAUGCCGUCGUUGUCGCCUGGGAAGAUGAAGUCAACGUUGUUGGUCCGAAAAAUGCCGUGGCCACUUACGUGUACGAAGGGCGGGUACACGUCAUCGCCGAUCACGACGGCGUCCGGCUCAUCAGCAACGAUGUUUGUGAUUUCAUACAAAAAGUACCUGAUGUCACCGAUGAAGUUUUCCGAUACGGGACUGAAUCACCGGCUUCCGUUCUACUGGACGCGGUGGACCAACUUGACAACCAGUCUCCCAAAGCAGACGAUAAUAUCCAGCUUAUCCGGCCGAACCUCGUUGAAGCGAUCGACACAUGCGUAGCUGCUGCUGGCCAAGAGUUUAAUGUCCAUUGGCAGAAGCAGCUACUCAAAGCAGCCUCCUUUGGCAAGUCGGUGCUGGAUAUCUAUAACAGUGACGACUUCGUUGAUAUGUGCGAGACACUGCGCGUCAUCAACGCGGUCCGCUAUUACGAGAUAGGCAUGCCCCUAUCUUACGAGCAGUAUCAACGAUUGACACCUGAGGGUUUGAUACAGAGACUCAUCAACCGCCAUGAGUAUUUGUUGGCCCUCCGUAUUGCUGGAUAUCUACGUCUGCCGACAGACCGGAUAUACGUGCACUGGGCGUCUGCCAAGGUUCGUGUCGGUGCCGAGGACGAUGAUUCCAUCUGCCGAAUGGUUGUACAGAAGCUCGCAGGCAAACCAGGCAUCUCAUUCGAGGCCAUAGCUCGCGCUGCCUAUGACGAAGGCCGUGGCCGACUCGCUACCGAACUCUUAAAUCAUGAACCGCGAGCUGGCCGACAAGUACCCCUUCUUCUCAGCAUGGAGGAAGAUGAGAUUGCACUGGAUAAGGCCAUCGAAAGCGGAGACUCGGAUCUAAUGCUAUUCGUGCUCCUUCAGCUCAAGAAGAAGCUUCCUCUCGCCUCCUUCUUCCGUGUCAUCAACGCACGGCCCGCUGCCACUGCAUUCGUGGAGGCUUCCGCGGCCUUAGAGGACGACAAUGCUCUCCUCAAAGACCUCUACUACCAAGAUGAUCGCCGGGUUGAUGGUGCUGGGGUGUUCAUCCGCGAGGCUAUCCAGCAGCCAGAUGCUCGCACAACUGGCGACAAGCUGGCGCUCGCAGCUAAGCUGCUCUCCGACUCGAAGGAGCACAACCUCGAGCUUACAGCACUGAAGGAAGCCGCAACGCUUGUGCGGAUGCAAGAGGCUCUGGAUAGGGACCUAACAGAUACCUUCACGGGCUUGAGUGUCAAUGAGACUCUAUUCAAACUGAUCCGACUAGGCUAUCAGAACAAAGCCAAGAAGGUCCAGAGCGAAUUCAAGGUGCCGGAGAUGGUAGCAUGGUGGAUACGUUUGAGAGCACUCGUCGCCAAGCGGGACUGGAACGAGAUCGAAGAUAUUGCCAAAGUCAAGAAAAGUCCCAUUGGCUGGGAGCCGUUCUACAACCAGAUCCUACAAGCAGGCAACGCGCGCCUUGCCGCGGUCUUCAUCCCGAAAUGCACGAAUCUGGAACCAGGCGCCGCCAUUACCAUGUACGAGAAGUGCGGGCUGCGCAUCAAGGCCGCUGAGGAGGCCGUCAGAGCCAAGGAUGCCGAGUCGUGGGCUCGUCUGCUCGAGGCCGCUGGCAGGACCACUCCGGAAGGGAGAGAUAUUGAGCGAUUGGGAGCGCAGGUAUUCAAGAGGUAG
Molecule: messenger RNA, 2490 nt
Organism: Anthostomella pinea
Lineage: Eukaryota; Fungi; Ascomycota; Sordariomycetes; Xylariales; Xylariaceae
Source: the annotation of a GenBank genome assembly